AAAUACGGUUUAUAGUUGUAUGGUGCUUGAGAAAAUGUGUUGGUUCGUGGUUCCAGAGUGGCUGCUGAAGUAUAUGAAACGUGGCGUUCGUUUUUGCUACUAGUUUCAGCCACGUAAUCUAUUGAAUCGCCCCCGAUAUCAAAUAUGCCACGAUGAGUUGAACAUCCAGCAGUCUGUCUCUCGAGUUUUUGCAAAUUUGCUUCUUGUCCAAAAAGACACAACGUGGUCUUGUUUCUUCCUUCUUUGCUUUUUUCCAGUCUCCGCAAAAAACUGUGCUUGUUGACUAACGGCAGAAAAGGAGAGAAACAGGGAUUACCAACAACGAGAAUUCCAGUUGCGUUCAUUCGCUAAAUUUGUUCUCGUUAUAACCUCUCGGGGUCGUCUACCGCAGUCUCUCUUGCGCCGCUUCUGUCUUCGGUACAUGAUAUGCUUUUUAAGAGCAACAAAAGGCAACUCGUUGACCAAAUUCGGCGCAGAUAAGAAUAAACUGCAUACUAGGCUGGUGUAUGUACACCUGGGAGUAAGCGGGUGAACAAAAUAUGAUUUGAUUGAAAUUGAAUGAACGUAGAGUUCACUGAUUCAAAUCCUCCUAUUGUAGCGUGCCGAUUGCCAUCUCUGGUGGAUUUCAAGAAGCCUCCACUGUAUUCUAAGUGAUUUCUGUAGGCAUCUUCCGCUGACCCGUUUUCGGAUUCUGCAUCUUGGUUCAGCUCCUUGACUUUAGAACGGCAGUGCACGUUUUUGUCUGCUGGAUCCACUGCGUGAUCCCGUUCAUUCUCCAAAGAAGUCACCAUGUUGCGUGUCCCAGUCUUCAGCGUACAUUUGCCAUACACAAUAUCUUCUCGUCUCUCUCCCCUGCCACAAGUCCGUACUUCCUGCUCCUCUCUCUCAGGAAAGCGAGCCGUUGGUACCCGUGCAGAUCGUCGCACGCUCAUGAGUUAUAAGUAUACCUCAAAAGACCGAUUGCCCCUUCUGUCUCUUUCCCUCUUGUUUGUCCUUCUGCUGCCGAGGUUGAAUCCUCCUUUCCUACUACUCUCUGGUUCUGUCACAACAACCGACGCUCCGUCCAGUCCCGCUGUUCCAUUGAGCUUUGAUACCCCGACACGGCAAGGUGGGCAGAGCUUGACGGAGGGCAUAGAGGUGAAACACAUAGCGAAAGUCUCACUUCCAGCCUCUGAAGAAGGGAGCCCUCGUGUCACCACUGCUUCUCGCAGCAGCGCUAAAAAAGAUGUCGGGAACAAACGAGGGGAGACAGAUGAAACAGAGGGGGCUUAUUUAGCCGCUGCAGCAGGAGAGGUGCCCGUAGUCGAGCGCAGUCUGUCUGCGUCAUCUAGCAGAGCUACCGAGCUGUAUAGUUCUGGAAAAAAAGCAGAUGGUGCGAAUGUCGGACACACAGCGAGCAACACAGAGAACGCCGACGAAGCAAAUUCGGUGACGAAGCUAUCAGAGGACGUUGGGCAGGCUUUGGGUAUGAAGCCGAAAUCAACGAAACGUCAGACUAGGGGGAGUGGGGUCGAGAGCGAAGGUGGUCUGAAUGCCCGUUGGCAUGAAUCGGAGAAAAAGCGAGAUCUACAAACUCAAGAACAGCCACACGAAAAGAGCCUAGCUGAUGCAGCGGUGUCUACGGACCCGCCUUUUAGUGAAACGCAUGACGCAAGCAAUAGUAACCGCGAAAACGAGGGACUCCAAGAUGUAUGGGAGGCUCAGAAUGUUGACGCACCAAUACCAACACCAGCAGGAGCGGCGGGGCCUGGUUCGCCCCCUUCAACGGUAGCUUUUGGUCCGAAUCGUUCUCCUGCUCCUCCUCCAACUUCUCCUGCUGAAUCAAAUCCGUUUCUUGCUUCGCCGACAGCUGGUAAUUCGGGUGGAUCCACGCCUGCUUCUCAUCUGCCUUCUUCCCCCUCCCCAUCAUCUCUGUCCCUUGACCCACCGACGCCCUCAACCCGUGUUGCUUCUCCCCCUGCGUUUUCCCCUGUGACGUCUUCGACUCCAUCACCGUCCUCUUCUGCUUCCUUCCUCGCGGUUCCUCUCGAGGCUGUCGGCCUUCUCCCUGCUCACCAGCGACUUGCCUUCAUCGAGACUGCCCGGCGUCUUCCGCCUGAACUGCAUGCGAUGCUGCUGGCUGAAAUCCUCCGUGCGAAUGCAGAACCUGCUUCUUCCCCAGAUGUGGGUUUCUCUUCCACUGGUACGACAACUUUUUCCAGCGACAGAGUGCAAGAUCGAACUCCUGCUAAAACGUCGCCUUCUCCGCUUUCCUCUGUCGACUCAGGAAGAACAGACCGAGUCAGUCCUUGGGAGAUGCCAGAGUCAGACCACUCACGGAGGGAAAGCGGAUGGGAAGAAAUGUCUUCUAGAAAAAGCAGCUCUUCUGCUAGAGUGGCUUCCUUGCCAAGCCCUCCGUCACCCUCAUACGCGUUUAACCCCGGAUCAGUUUCUCCGGCUCCGUCUGUGCCUACCUCUGCUUCGUUUCCGCCUUCUUCUGAGUCUUGGUCGGAGGGGGAUAGGUCGAACCCUGGCGUGCCACAUCCCUUGUCUCGACAAUCAAAGAUACCCGCAUUCGGGGGAGCUUACCCUGACCCUUACCAAGUCCGCGGUGACGACGGGUCGUUUCGGGUGUCUCAGCGAUAUGCGGGAGACGUGUCUCCCGUGUCCGCUAGAAUGCCGUCGGACUACAGCUCCCAAGAGCCUGCCUCUCCUCAUCCUCCGUCCUGGCAGCUUCCUUCCGUGCCCCCAAGCUACUCGCAACAAGUUGGAACCCUUCCGGGGGUUCCUGCAUCCCCGUCGUCCUUUUCAACGUAUUCCGCUUCCGCUCCUCUUCUGCCUUACUCUCAGACUUAUCCUUAUCCGUAUUCGUCGGCUCCUUACUCUCCAUAUUACUCGUCCGCUCUUCCGCUUUCGGUGGUGCUGGCAGCGGCACCUCCGCCACCGCCGGUUUUGGCGGAGUCGGUGAGCGCAGCGGUCGGAAGCGCAGUGAACCAAGCCACGUCAUUGGUAGAUAACACUCUGCGGUCUGCGAUUGUCGGCAUCAUCAACCCCGCCACCUACAAUACCGCGAGCAUGUUGCAUGGCCUGCAAGCACUGAACGACAAGGUGUACGCCGGGAGCGAGGUGGCAACCAGAGCCUUUCUAGACUUUGCGGCAUAUCGACGAAGUCACCCCGACGACACACUAGCUCAACUCGUAAACAGCUUAGAGGAAGCCACAGACACGUUGAAUCAAGCAGCAACAGCGGGCACGCCCAGGUUGAAACCAACAAUCGAGGCACAGAAAGAACGGAAUCGUAGUGUUAGUCAAAAUGAGGAUGUUUUGCUCGAGGGCAUGGGGCUUUUUUCCCCUACGGUAGACCGCGAACGCCCGCAUACGCAGCCUGGAAGUUUUUCUCCGGAAUACCGAACGGGCAAGAGUGCGAAUAUAGAGAAGAGUUCUCCUAGAAAAUUCCUUUCGAGAACGGCCGGUCCAGCCGGCAGCGGCCAGACGCCCGGCCUCAGGGAGAGCGAAUCUUGGAGUUCGUCUGCUUUGCGUGAGUCGUCACCUGCGGCCCUUGCGGGGAAGAAAGAACGAGAAGUGGUAUCCGCAAGCGGCGGGGAAGGUUUGCCUCAGGAAAUCAUCGAUUUACGCACACUUUUAACCAAAGAACAGAUUGACGUCCUUGAAGGACUUACGCAGGUGCUGAACCUGGGUUUUGACGCGGCCUUGAACUUCGUGAAGAAUCAGGGCCGCGGCGUCCCCGGAUUGAAGCAGUUCCCUUUUUUCCAGCCACUGCAGAGAAAGGUCAUGGGCAUGUACUACAGAGCGUCGGCGAAUCGCGAUGCGGACAAGGAAAUUCUGGAGCAGGAAGACCGGCGGGAGGCCGAGCGAAAGGCUGCGAACGCAAUCGCGGGACGCGAGCAACAGUUUUGGACAGAAUUACAGAAGGAGGCACUUCAACACGGACUCGACCCUGGACUCGUUUUAGCUCACCUACUGCAGACAGCUCUGCAAAGUCCACAAGCCUACCCUGACUUCGAUGCCACGAAUGCAGUGGAAAACCUUCCGAAAGGUUCCUACACAAAUGCACUUGCCUCGCGAGCGAUCGGAAUGCACCGUGGUGAGUAUCCACUUCAGCGAAGUCUGCUAGGGAAUGCGCAAACCCCUCUCCAUGGAAAACGAAACAGAUUUUUACUCACGAAGCCAGCACGUCGCCUGGUGAAGAAUAUUCCUCAUCACGUUUCCCGUGUGCUGACAGAAUUCUCAAACGAGGAGAAACCCGACAGCGAAACUCUCGGCGAAUCGAGCGAAGUGGACGAAAUCACGCUCCAUAGAGGGACGCCUAAGGACGUUCUUGAAAAGCAAGGUGAUGCAAACGAGAGGACGGUUGAAGGACGUGACUCGGAAAGACACGGGCGCCUCUUACCAGUCAUUCCUGCUCGUCCCGCCUCCACCUCACAGUCGACUGUGGAAAAGACAAAAGAGCGUUUAAAAGCGUGCAUCGAUUUCGAGGUGACCCCAUCAACCCCCGAACGCGUUUCUUCCCUGUUCACCAUUGAAAAUGACGACACUGAACCGUCUCGAACAUUUACUGAUACCUCUGUAACGGACACACACCGUUGUGGAAGAGACAACGCGUCCCCCAGACACCUGGCGACGGUGUCGUCGCGUUCAUCCCUCUACCCUUUUUCGUUCUCGCCGCCUUCCUCUCUGUUUUCCCCGCCCUCGGCCUUCGUUCUGCCGCCCGCUGUCUCUCUACCGUCUUCUGCGGGAGUGUCCGUAGCCCCCACGACACUCGACCAGCUUCUGUCGCUCAUGGGAGUGCCGGAGAAUUGUCUUCUGGAGAAUUUUCGCUACCGCGGCUUGGCAAACGUGGUCGACCGUCGCAGCUCUCUUUCCACGUGUCAAGCGGCGUGUCGAGCUGCGACUGCGCAGCUGUCUUCAGAGACCGCGUGGACGGCGGACGUCGGGGCUCUCUCUGAAAGCGAGAAAAGCAAUCAGAGCCACUCACGCGGGUCUGCAGCCUCGGCACCCUGCGGGUUCAUUUCUUUUCUGCCGGAAGUUGAGUUGUGCUACCGAUACGCCACAGUCGAGGGCCUCCUGCCCGCUCCCGGCUACGUUUCGGCUCCAAUUUCUUGUUCCAUUGUGGAAGCAGGGCAGUUUGGCCGAGCCGACGAGAAGCGUGAGGCAGAGGCACUUCUUCUCUCGGGGUUUCAGCGAGGAGAAAAAACGGGACAAACGCAGGCAACGGAGUCCGAGAGGGACCGGGAGCGCCGCAGUUCGACACAAGCAAUGGCAGAUAGUCGAACGAGAAACGAGGACAGAACAGGCCGGUCUGAUGAGGCGUCGGUUCGCCUGGACCGCGAGAGCACAGCACGCGAGUUCCAACCGUCUGCUGCAGAUGAGGGAAGAUUCGCACUCCAACACCUUCGAGAGCAACCAGAGCAAAACACGCAACCGACGAAACGGGUUUUUUACGAGACGUCAGUUGAGGAAUCGCGCCCACCUUCGGGACAGAGGCGAACUUCUCCCGGAACAGAGACGACCGGUGGAAACCCCGUCAAUCUGCCACCUUCUGUUCGUGCCGCACUUCCUCCUGCGUUGCCAUCGCCUCCCUUAGCAGUGUCGGAGAAAGGAAACGUCACAGAUACCAUGCACAGAGGAAAUGUUUUGCCUAGAAGAAGAGUUGGCAACAACGAGGAACCGGAUCUCGCAGUCGGAGGAUCUACGCUCUCUCGGCCUGACUCUGGUUCGGAGAAUAGUACUUCGUCUUAUCCUUCCUCCUCAACGUCACAAACACACUUUUUCUCUCCCUCUCUCGCGAAACACCAGGCCACAGAGAAGGCGCUUUCACUUGAGUUAAGCGAAAUCGGCAGCACACAAACUUCUCUGGCAUUCCCAUCCCAGACGUGGAGUCCCUUAACGGCAAAUGAAAUGACGAAAUCAGACGCUGUAGCGACGCCUUCCUCUUCGUUUUCUUCGUCUCCCGCCUCUUAUGUUCCUACGCCUGUGUCUUUUCCUGUGCCUUCUUCGUCCUCUGCUUCGAUCCCCGCCUCCUUCCCUUCACUCGCCUUUCUGGCGCCUUUGCCUGGGAGUCCCUCAGUGCAACAAGCUGCCUCUCUCGGCCCGACCCAACUCGCAGCGGGUCCUCAGCCUUUUAUAUCAGCCGACAACCUACCGCUUUCUCUUUCUCCCUCCGGACUCAGAAGUCCACUUCCAAUCGAUUCACCUUCUGCUACCGCGGCGACUUCUUCAGCAGAAAACGCCGCGCUCUCCGCUUACUCAGAUCCCUUCCUCACCGGCGCGGCCGCACCGUCUCCAGGCGGCGGGUUUCUCCGACCUUCCACUUCGUCUCCUCCGCUCAGUGCAGUUCCCCCUCCGUAUUCUCCAGCUGCGUUUUCGUCUCAGUCCCUAGCGCCUGGUUUCGCUCCUGGGUAUUCUACUGCCCCUUCUCUGAGCGCCUUCUCAGCCCUUGCGCCGUUGCCGACGAUCACGACUCCGGUGGCAACAACUGCCGGUUCGCUUUUGCAGACAACCCAGGGGCUGAUGCAGGCUGGAAACGCUCUGAUGCAAGCGUUUCCUCUACAGCAGUUGCUGGACGCGGGCCAGCAGCUGUAUUCCUCCGGUUUCUUUCGCAACCGCGGAAUGAAACAUCUACAGCUUCCCAUGCUGGGCCCGCAGAAACAGGAACUCCCGCCGCCACCAGGGAUGGAGAAGCCGACAGUCAACUGCGCCUCUGAGGGAAUGACUUGCUGCGUGCCCGAAAACGCCGCUGAAAAGUGGAAGGAACGACCACCCUAUCUGAACAACCACGAGAAAGAGAAGAAGUGUCGCGCCCACUUUGUCACGAUGCUCAACUCGCUCUGUGCAACGACAAGUUACACACUCAAAGGAGACGCCAUCCGAGAAAAGUACGCGUCUGGGUUGUCUUCUGCUUCUCUGGCAGAGGACGAAGAAGACAACUGCGGCCUCGUCCUCACAGAAACUCGGGACUUUUGGAUUUUCCACCACACUCUUGUGAUUCCCGGAAAAACAAUGAACAACGCGAUAUGCGAGUGCAAGGAACCUAAGAAAGCAAACGAAGAAGGCUUGAGGCAAAUCGAAGCGUUUGCGACGUGGGAGUUUUCUCUCCAGGCAGUGCAUGCAAUGGAACAGCAGGCAGAAAGGGGGGAGCAGAUUGCAAAGGGUCUCGGGACAGCUCUUGCUCUGACUACGAUGCUCGGUCAGCAAGGCGAGGAAGCGAUAGGUCACGUCCUUGAGCAUGCCAGCUCGCGUGGAGUGCGCAAGUAGAGCCGAGCAUGACGUCUCUCGGGCAGACAUCGAAUCAACGGAAAUAAGGUCAUGCAGUACACCAGAGAGAAACGAGAAGAGAUCGAAGAGUCGAAAGAUGAAACGUGGAACAAGGGCGGAGAUGAAGAAAAAAGCAAAAAGAAGUCAGACAGUGCGAGAGCCGCGGAAAACUCAGCCUGCAGGAAAGACAAUACUUGGACACAGAUAGACAGGAAGGAAGAACGUGGAAGUAGAAUACAUCUACAUGUAUAUAUAAUGUUUAAUGGAAUGAGCAACAGAGGUAAAGCUAGGGAGAUAGAGAAAGGAAGUAGAACGCAUAUAUAUAUAUAUAUAUAUACGUGUAUAUAGUAUAUAUAUAUAUAUAUAUGUUCUAUCUUCAAGGGAGUGAAGAGCCGAGGAAAAGAGAUAGGUAGACAGCGAGAGGAAGCAGAACGUAUAUAUUUUUGUAUGCUUGUACUGGAGAAAAAGAGAAAGGCAGAGAGUCAGGAAGUGCAGGUAGCAGCGACUGUGGAUUCCGAGAAGCAGAAGCGUCUCAGACGGCAGAACGCGAGGUCACGGAAAAGAGACAGAACGAGUGAAGUGACAAAAGUGAAGAAAUGGUAGAGAAACAAGGAGACAACACGAAGAGAGACAAGAUCAACACAACAGUAACGAAAAGGAGAACAGAAAAGUCACAGAAAUGUACAACGGCUGUAAAGGAGGAAAGCGAGGCACUGCGAAUACUAUCAGCCCUCGAGCACCGUAUAUAGAGAGAGACAUUUGUUGAGUUCUUAUAAUUUCCACAUAUUCAUAUAUAGGUUUAAUAUAUUCAUGCAUCGCAGAGCAACGACUUCCCUUAGAUCGUACGUUGGAAGAAGCCUAGGAAAAAAACAUGGCUGCACAAGCAGAAAAAGAAUCCAGCACACAGGAGAGAAACGAAGUAUGAAACGAAGCAAAGUGGAUAUUCUCAUGACAAACUACUUCUGACGCGUCGGCGACUAUCUGCAAGCAGAGACAUCCCCUUCAUGAAUUAAAUUUUACAAACCAAUAUCGGAUCUUCACUGCUCUCUCAAUUUAGCGGUUCUCCGUCACACGUACAAAACGGUUCGAUCCUCUGUGACAGUGGCAAUCUGCUUUCGGAAAAUGUGCAUAUAUAUACGUACAUAUGUAUGUUUAUUUGUGGAUAUGUGUGCGUGUCCGUGUGCAUUGUCUCGGCAUAUAUGUUUGUAGUUGUGAACGUGGGGAAGGUGCCGCAGGUGAUGUAUAUCGCACUUUCAUUUGUGUAAUGCACGCUUCUUUCCAGCUUUUCACGUAUUUUUAUCCCAGUGGUUUGAAGGGGGGUCAAAAAAGUUUUUGCAGAGUACGGACUUGUACGUACACACAGGCGCAUGCGCGUCCUUACAUGUGUGGACUGUCACAGUUUCUUCGAUUUGUAGGAGCAGCGGCUCGACAGCAUCUGUUGGGAGUGUACGUCAGCGCAGUAUUUUUGUCUGAUUUUUUCUCGUACCGCCUCCAAGGCUUUCCUGUUGGAUCUUCAGUGAUCUGGCGUCGAGAUUCCGACAACGGUGGACGCCUCUCUACUGAAUGCACUUGACACUACGGACACGAGAAGCGCAAUCGAUCUUGGAUUCGGUAAACGCAGAUCUUCAGGAACGGAGUCCGGAGUCGAAAUCACAGUUCAUACACUCAAGAAAAAGGCUCUGACGAGACAGAAGGACAACCUUGCGUGUGUGCACUGUGGUCGUCUUUCUGCUGAAGCGACAAAGAAAUUCCACUUCCCAGGAGCCAAGGAGAGGCCCUAGAGACACAUGAACGUGCGCACUUGCAAGGAAAA
Toxoplasma gondii ME49 is the source of this 9067-nucleotide messenger RNA. RefSeq lists its product as hypothetical. Lineage: Eukaryota; Apicomplexa; Conoidasida; Eucoccidiorida; Sarcocystidae. The transcript is spliced from 5 exons. The record is from RefSeq and is a predicted model, not a curated record. The coding region runs from base 790 to 7254 and encodes 2154 amino acids.